This is a messenger RNA of Cryptomeria japonica (Japanese cedar), 635 nucleotides long. RefSeq names its product abscisic acid and environmental stress-inducible protein TAS14. The record is from RefSeq and is a predicted model, not a curated record. The transcript has a single exon. NCBI's taxonomy places the organism in Eukaryota, Viridiplantae, Streptophyta, Pinopsida, Cupressales, Cupressaceae. The coding region runs from base 87 to 359 and encodes 90 amino acids.
CAUACCCAUUUCAAUCAAACACUUCCACCUGCAAACUUGUGAAGCUCGUUUUGAUUCAUAUUGUUGAAUUUGUGAAGUUUAUAGUAAUGGCGGAUUCAAAUGCACCAGAGCAGCAGGAUCGUGGGCUGUUUGGGAAAAACAAAGACGAAAAGACGGCGCAGCAGCAGCAGCAGCAGCAAGGUGAGUGUGGGAUUGGAGAGAAGAAAGGAGGAGGUUUGGUAGACAAGAUAAAAGAGAAUCUUCCUGGGCAGAAGAAAGAAGGGCAAGUGAUCCAUGAAGACAAACAAGAGAAGCAAGGAGGAGGGAUGAUGGACAAGAUUAAGGAAAAGUUUCCUGGACAAAAGAAAGAAGGCCUGUAGAAGCAGGCUUGAUUACUAUUCUAUGUUUUAUAUGUUAUAGAAGAAAAAGACCAGCAAUAGCUUCUUUUUUAUGUUUUAUAUAGCAUAUGUUAUGUUCAGAUGUAUCUGAACAUAACAUACUGUCUUUAUGUAUACAUGAUAUUACUUAAUAAUGGGACGCUUAUGUUCUUGUAAUGGCGGAGAAAUCAAGUAGUCCAUGCUUUUGCAGAUGUGGCUGUGGAUAUUUGUUCUAUCCAUUGUGAUUUCUUAAAUGAAAAAAAGGUUUCCUUUGAAGAA